AUGACAGGCAAAGAAGCUCCAGGCAAGACAGCCCCAGGAUCCGGCUACAUCCCACCCCCCGAGCUCCAAGAAAUCCCCAUCCCAAGAAGCUACUCCGACAUCCCAUGGACAGAGAUCAAAAUCAGCAAUGUCCCCGAGUCUGCAGAAGAAGAGGUCACGCCCGUCGUGCUGGUCACGCUCUACCGACCGACCAAGUACAAUGCCUUCACACCCACCAUGAUGCGCGAGCUCGAACACGCCUACACCCUCUUCGACAUUGACGACCGCGUGAAAUGUAUCGUCCAAACCGGCCAUGGGAAGAUGUUUUGCGCGGGCGCAGACCUAGACACAGGCUUCGUCGGGAACGAAGAGGCGGUUCGAGACCACCGGGACGGAGGCGGGAGAGUAGCCAUGGCGAUCAACAGAUGCAGGAAGCCUACCAUAGGAGCUGUACAGGGCAGUGCCGUAGGCAUCGGAAUCACAAUGACAUUGCCAAUGAACAUCAGGAUUGCAUGGCAGGACGCAAAGAUCGGAUUCGUCUUCGCCAGGAGAGGGCUGAUCAUGGAGGCUGCGAGCAGUUUCUUCCUGCCGAGACUGAUUGGGUAUGCAAGAGGUGAUGUUGAAGUGAAGGGACUCAAAGGCUGACACCGACGAUAGUGUCUCCAAAGCUCUCCAUCUCUGCACGACCGGAGCAGUAUACCCCGCGAAACACCAUCUCCUUGACGAUCUAUUCACCGAAGUCCUUCCCACACAAGACGCAGUCCUGCCGCGUGCCCUCGAACUAGCCGACGAAAUCGUAAAGAACUGCAGCGGUGUGUCGACGUACAUGAUGAAGGAGCUGAUGUUCCGGGGGCCUGGAAACCCAGAGGCCACGCACUUGCUCGACAGCCGGAUUGUGUACGAGCUCUUCAGCAGCAAGGACAAUAAAGAGGGCGUCGCUGCUUUCUUGCAGAAGCGACCGGUCGAUUUCAAGGGUACUAUGAAGAACGAUGCUCCUUCCGCGUACCCCUGGUGGGACCCGGUAUACACUGGCAACAGACCCGUGAACCAAGGGUACCAGUGGAAGCCCAAGUUGUAG
This is a messenger RNA of Lecanosticta acicola, 1057 nucleotides long. Lineage: Eukaryota; Fungi; Ascomycota; Dothideomycetes; Mycosphaerellales; Mycosphaerellaceae. The record is from the annotation of a GenBank genome assembly.